GCAAGUGUAAAUCCGGAAGUACACAUGGUAGUUUCGUAAAUGAGGAUUUCGUGUGUUUUCAUCGUCUCCGUUAGUAUGAACGACUUUUACGUUUUAGGAAGUUUAUAGGCUCAGUUCGCAAUGGAUCACAAGAGACGACGCAGAGAAUCUCCUGCCCGGGACACAAAGAUAAAAAUCAAACAAGAAAAUGAGAGCCCCGUGCGGCCUCAGCGGUCACGCCGAGCCAGUUCAGGAUCCAGCCGCGGCAGCAGUAGCCCACCUCCGAGAAGACGAGACAGCAGAUCACCUUUUAGAAGAAGGGACAGAUCGCCUGCGAGAAGAGACCGGUCAUCGGGCACACAGCAGGAGAGAUCACCUCGACCCCGGAGGAGCAGAAGCCCGCACCGCGGGACAGACGUUAGAUUAAAGCGGGAUCAAGAGGAUCACAGAGGAGCCGAAUGUCAUAGGCAUCGUGAGAGAAGGGAUGAUUCAAAUGACCGCAGGGUAAAAAGGGAGGGAGAACGGCCACGGCAAAGAGAGCGAGACAGAGAACAGGAGAGGCAAAGGGGAAGAGUAAGGGAUGCCCAUAUACAACAGCAACAGCAAGCUGAAAGAGAAGAACAUAAUGAACGGCGGCUAGAGAAUCGCCUUAGACAGGAGGCUCGGAGCGGUAAUGGUGAUGAGGCACAAGAGUUUGGUGGUGGGCAGGAUGGUGAUUCCCCCCCUGCUGCUGAGAAGGAAAAGCCCAACUUUGAAUUAUCAGGUGCCUUGGUAGAAGAUACCAACACAUACAGGGGGGUGGUCAUCAAGUAUAAUGAGCCUCCUGAGGCCCGCAUCCCUAAAAGAAGGUGGCGUUUGUACCCUUUUAAAAAUGAUGAGCCACUGCCAGUCAUGUAUAUCCACAGACAGAGUGCUUAUCUACUUGGACGACAGAGGAAGAUAGCAGACAUUCCUAUUGACCACCCUUCUUGUUCCAAACAGCAUGCUGUUUUUCAGUACAGAUUAGUGGAGUUCACGCGAGCAGAUGGCUCCACAGGAAGAAGAGUUAAACCAUACAUCAUUGAUCUGGCAUCUGGUAAUGGCACCUACCUGAACAAUCAGCGUAUAGAACCACAACGUUACUAUGAGCUAAAGGAGAAGGACGUGCUGAAAUUUGGCUUCAGCAGUAGAGAAUAUGUGCUCCUUCAUGAGUCCUCUGACACAGCUGAGGUUGAUGCUAAGAUGGAGGAAGAUGAGGAUGAAGGCCUUGAUGAGUAGUUAGUACCCAACAUUUACUAAAAUACCUGUUUUGUGCUGGGCUCUUCAAAAGAGUUUGGCCCGUAGGAACAGCACUGACCGUUUCACCAUUUUGUUUUGGACAAUGAAACAAUCAUGAUUCAUCCUGCCCUGGUUGCUCUGUAUGACUAUUCUCAGGUGGAUAGCUUUUGUAUAAGACAGUUUUCUGUCAGAUUGUCUACAGUGUUGUCUCAAAGCAAGUGCUCAAUGCCAGAACUAAUUACUCGAUAUGUUAAAAAUAUAUAUAUAUAUAUAUUUUGGAUACUGUACGUUUGAGGUAAUGGAGAUUAUGUGUAGAUUUGGUUUCUGUAAAUAUACUGGAUGUAUUUGAUGCGAGUGCUUGUUUCAUGUGUUUUAGUUUGUAGUCUUUCUGAUUAGAUGAGUACUAUCUACUGGUUAGUCGAACCAAGCUGUCAGCACUCACAGAGCAUUGAGUUAUCAUCUUUGUGGUUAUUCAGAAAAAUCUGACUAAUUUGCAAAAGUCUAAAUAUUACUUCACAGCAGAUAACUUCUUUGUUUAGACAUUUUCUAUUCUCUCGCAGCACCUUCAUAUUUGAUUUUUAGAU
Xyrauchen texanus (razorback sucker) is the source of this 1820-nucleotide messenger RNA. It is a transcript of the gene snip1, whose product is annotated as Smad nuclear interacting protein. Gene Ontology annotation, biological process: miRNA processing. The transcript is spliced from 4 exons. Lineage: Eukaryota; Metazoa; Chordata; Actinopteri; Cypriniformes; Catostomidae. The record is from RefSeq and is a predicted model, not a curated record. Gene Ontology annotation, molecular function: protein binding; mRNA binding. The coding region runs from base 121 to 1236 and encodes 371 amino acids. Gene Ontology annotation, cellular component: nucleus.